This is a messenger RNA of Acipenser ruthenus (sterlet), 636 nucleotides long. RefSeq names its product signal peptidase complex catalytic subunit SEC11C-like. Gene Ontology annotation, molecular function: serine-type endopeptidase activity. NCBI's taxonomy places the organism in Eukaryota, Metazoa, Chordata, Actinopteri, Acipenseriformes, Acipenseridae. The record is from RefSeq and is a predicted model, not a curated record. Gene Ontology annotation, cellular component: membrane; signal peptidase complex.
AUGAAGGGAAACGCUGCUAUUAGAUGGAUUUGCUGUGUACGGCAAAUGAACAAGCAUCAGAUGUACUUCCAAUUUAUAAACAGCAUGUCUGUCGUUUUCACUGCCUUGAUGAUUUGGAAGGCCCUUAUUGUUGUCACGGAAUCUUCAUUUCUGGUUGUUAGUGUUCUAAGUGGAAGUAUGGAGCCAACGUUUUACAGAGGAGAACUACUGUUAAUCACCAACUAUCCAGACGAACCAAUCAGAGCUGGAGACAUGCCUGUAUUUGAGAUUAAAGGCAGACCCUAUCCACUUAUCCAAGUCAUAAAAGUCUAUGAAGACAAAAAUGGAGAAGUCCAGUUCCUCACAAAAGGAGACAAUAACGAAGUGGAUGACCGUGGAUUGUACAAUGAGGACCAGCUCUAGGUUACCAGGAAAUAUGUAUUGGGAAAGGUGAAAGGGGUUUCGCCUUAUGUAGGAAUGGUGUCCAUUGUGGUGGAGAGCUACCUCCUGAUUAAGAGUGUCCACUUACAUACCCUCAGCAACUCCUCACCACAGCUCAGGAGAACUGAAGAUACUACCUCAAAGCUAAUUGCCUCUUUACAGUUUGGAAUACUGGCCUUUGGAGAACAAAGGGCAGCCCUGCAGAUGUACUCUUAA